Molecule: messenger RNA, 6586 nt
Organism: Chroicocephalus ridibundus (black-headed gull)
Lineage: Eukaryota; Metazoa; Chordata; Aves; Charadriiformes; Laridae
Gene: CAMK2A
Product: calcium/calmodulin dependent protein kinase II alpha
Exons: 19
Coding region: 199-1668 (489 amino acids)
Biological process (GO): protein phosphorylation
Molecular function (GO): calcium/calmodulin-dependent protein kinase activity; ATP binding; calmodulin binding
Source: RefSeq, a predicted model, not a curated record
GGGGAUGCUGACGAAGGCUUGUGAGGCUGAGAAGACAAAUUGCCCUCAUCAUUAUCUCCGGGCUUGUCAAUCAAACAUAUUCCCUUAUUUACCUCGGCGAGGAGAGAGCCCCGGGAGCACACGGACAGGGAGGGAGCGAGAGGAGAGCUGCUUGUCCCAAACUCCGCACUGGGGAGGGAGCAUUUCCAGCCCCUCGGGAUGGCCACCAUCACCUGCAAUCGCUUCACCGAGGAGUACCAGCUCUUCGAGGAACUGGGCAAGGGCGCUUUCUCCAUCGUCCGGAGAUGCGUGAAGGUGUUGGCAGGACAAGAGUAUGCGGCCAAGAUCAUCAACACCAAGAAGCUGUCUGCUCGAGAUCACCAGAAGCUGGAACGAGAAGCCCGGAUCUGCCGCCUCCUGAAGCACCCCAACAUUGUGAGGCUCCACGACAGCAUCUCCGAAGAGGGCCACCACUACCUGAUAUUUGACCUGGUCACUGGCGGGGAGCUCUUUGAGGACAUUGUGGCCAGGGAGUACUACAGCGAAGCGGAUGCCAGCCACUGCAUCCAGCAGAUCCUGGAGGCCGUCCUGCACUGCCACCAGAUGGGGGUGGUCCACCGGGAUCUGAAGCCUGAGAACCUGCUGCUGGCAUCCAAGCUGAAGGGUGCCGCCGUCAAGCUGGCUGACUUCGGCCUUGCCAUCGAGGUGGAGGGGGACCAGCAAGCGUGGUUUGGUUUCGCUGGCACCCCGGGAUACCUCUCCCCCGAGGUGCUCCGGAAGGACCCCUACGGCAAAGCCGUGGACCUGUGGGCUUGCGGCGUCAUCCUCUACAUCCUUCUGGUUGGGUACCCGCCCUUUUGGGAUGAAGACCAGCACCGACUCUAUCAGCAGAUCAAGGCUGGGGCUUAUGAUUUCCCCUCCCCUGAGUGGGACACGGUCACUCCUGAAGCGAAGGAUCUCAUCAACAAGAUGUUGACCAUAAACCCGUCCAAGCGCAUCACGGCAGCGGAGGCUCUGAAGCACCCCUGGAUAUCGCACCGUGCCACCGUGGCGUCAUGCAUGCACAGGCAGGAGACGGUGGAUUGCCUGAAGAAGUUCAAUGCCCGGAGGAAGCUGAAGGGAGCCAUCCUCACCACCAUGCUGGCCACCAGGAACUUCUCCGGAGGCAAAAGCGGUGGCAACAAGAAGAAUGACGGCGUGAAGAAAAGAAAGUCCAGUUCCAGCGUUCAGUUAAUGGAAUCGUCGGAGAGCACCAACACCACCAUUGAGGAUGAAGACACCAAAGUACGGAAGCAAGAAAUCAUUAAAGUCACAGAGCAGCUGAUCGAAGCAAUAAGCAACGGCGACUUUGAGUCCUACACGAAGAUGUGCGACCCUGGGAUGACUGCCUUCGAGCCCGAGGCUCUGGGCAACCUCGUGGAAGGCCUGGAUUUCCACCGAUUCUACUUUGAAAACCUGUGGUCCCGGAACAGCAAGCCCGUGCACACAACGAUCCUCAACCCCCACAUCCACCUGAUGGGCGACGAGUCCGCCUGCAUCGCCUACAUCCGCAUCACGCAGUACGUGGACGCGGGAGGGAUCCCCCGCACCGCCCAGUCUGAGGAGACCCGCAUCUGGCACCGCCGGGAUGGCAAAUGGCAAAUUGUCCACUUCCACAGAUCUGGGGCGCCCUCCGUCCUACCGCAGUAAGCCCUCUGAAGCGCGGUCCUGCCCGUGUGGGGUUUGUCACUGACUGACUACCAAGAGGAGACCUCCUCCGACAUCUUCACCUACGGGACUUUGGCUGUUGGCUCUGCUGCUUGGUUCCCGCUGGAAUAACCCCCUGCUUCUCACCGCACACAUGCAACGGUCCCACCGGUGCCGCGCAAGCAUCCCAUUGAACCCCCCCACCCCACCGGGGCCUGGCACUGGGCCCCCUUCCUCUGCAUGAACCAGGAAAAGAGAAACCAUGAACCUAAACCCGAGCACCUGGCCGGUGAGAUGACACGUGCCGGGGUAACGGCCUCCCUCCUCGGCUGCAUGGCGUUGGUGGGACCCUCCACUACCCGGCACGUCUCCUGAAUUGGGCUCGGACUCGUCAUCCGCCUCCAUCCCCACCUCUGCUGGGAGUCCCCCUGAGGAAGAGGAGGGCAGGGGGGCAGUUUUGAGCUGCUCUGUGCCGCACCCUCUCUGCGCACUGGUGGAUUUUGCUUCGCUGCUAUUGAAGUCCCCAUCAGCCACCGUGGCUCCCGCCUGCUCCCAACCCAAGCUCCUGCUUCCUGGAAGCCUCGGCCGGGGAACCGCGGUUUAAACCAUUUGCAAAGUCCAUAUUCCAUGCACCCCUGGGCAAGGAGGGCACUGUUCGGAUGGGUGAGUAAAGGCUAUCCAUUUAUUUUCCCUUCCCAGGAGCGUAGGCGUGGCUCCUUCCCAGGAGAGCGAGUAGGUUUUGCGCCCUGGCUCCGGGCGGCUGCCAUGCCGAGAGGGAUGCUCUCCCUCCUCCCUCCCUUCUCCCCUCGGAGCAGGGACCGGCGAUGCCGGGAGAAGAGAGGAGGAGAAAGAUGACUGCUUCCCAGCACCGUGUGGGCACAGCCGGGAGCCGGGGCUCUCUCAGCCGUGCCAUGGCGGUAGCACCACUCUCGCGUCCUCCUUCCCAUCCACCACCCAGCCUGGAUCCUGCACCCCCAGCCCCCCAAGCACCCACCUCUGCCCCUCGCAUGCUCCCCCGAGCUGGGACGGGGGCAGCCGAGCCGGCCGCUGAUUUCGGGGCACAAACCUCCAUCCAUCGUCCACACGACUCCUUCCAGCGACGACGAGGAAUGCAAGCUUUAUAAAGUCACAAAACUCUGCGGAAUCUGAUCGUGCUUCGAAGAAAACAAACAAGCCUUUAGCUGUCUUCUACUUUGAGCGCAUGCCUUUUUAUAGGGAAGAGAAAACGACCUACCGUGUAUUUCGUAACUUGAUUUUGAGUAUUUGCUGAAAUGGAUCUUUAUGUAAUAACUAGAAACAUUCAACUGUUUAGGGCGGGGAGGGUGGGGGGAUUUUUGGGGGUUGCUGUUUUUCAUUGCGUUUACAUUUGGAGAGGGGUUGCGCCGUCACGAUGCUCCUACCGGGGGGUCCAGCGGCUGCCAGCCCCCACGUGGCUCAUCGCAUCCCGUCCCGCAGCUCCGGGCGGGUGAAGGCACCCACCUCCCCGGGGCACCCCCCUCUCCAGGGGCACCUUCCCGCACCCCACGGGUCUUCCUGCAGGGGCAAACCCAGGCGGUGGCUCUUGGGGAGCCACCGGGAUGCGGCUUUCAGGACAGAAGACAUGGCCGGGAAGGGGAAUUUUGGUCUCACCUCUUUGCCGUCAGGUAGAGGUGCGAGGGUGGGUAUUUUUCCGGCAAUUCUUCCGUUUCUUGUUCUCUUUUUUUCUGGCUGGAACCCCUUUGCUCGUUGAUGUGAGACUCCUGCAGCGCUGCUGCCCCGGGGGACUUUCAAGCUGCACUCUCUUCAUCUGCAUGGCGUUUAACUUUCUAGACGGUGCGUGUGUUGAAAAACAAAAAAACGAACAAAAACCCGCUUGUUUUGGACAUAAAAAGAAAAAAAAAAAGGAAAACAAAAAAAGGAAAAAAAAAAAAAAGGAAAUGUUUUCUCCAUGUAAAUUCUGAGCGUGUAUUUUGCCUUUUCUGUGGUUUUGAACGCUUUGCUCUCUGUCGAGGCAGGGACGGCUGCUGCGCGGAAUGCAGCCGCAUCUUUGUAGACUGCGAAAAUAUUUUCCCACUGGACGGAGGGGUAGAAAUCCAAACUGCUGGGGCAUGAACAGGCCCUGAGAGGUGUUUUGGUCUGUCCCGCUGUGCCGGCAGUGCGAUGGUUGCUUGCUGGCGAUGUGUGUAGGAAAUGCCUUUUUGGGGGGCAAAUCAGACAGGUUCUCCGUGGGUGCCAAUGCGCAUCCCCGUGCCCUUGGUGGACCUGUGCUGUUUGACCGUGGAGCUGCAUUGGCUUGCAAGAGAUGGCCCCAAAGCAGGGAAAUCCAUGGCAGGGAGAGGAUUAGCUUUUAAAGUAGAGUUUGGGUGUUUUUACAGAUCUGUUUUUCUUCCUGUAGUCACGUAGUGCUGAAUUUUUUUUCAUUUUUAAAGGAAGGACUCAGCUCUUUCACAGUUCUCUCUCUCCCUCUCCGGAGCUGGCUCUGAAGCCAGCCAUGGUGAGUGUCUCAUCCACCUCCCGGUGCCCAGGCUCUCUGGGUGUCAGGAAUAUUUCUGGGGAUCGGUAUGAGACGGAUGAGGAAGGGGGAGGUCACGGCAGGGCCCUGCAUGGGAGCUGUAGCGCAGAUGUGAUUUCAGCCUGGUUUUGGAGCUGCUGAUAGCUGUGGACCUUGGAUGGUCUGUGAGGGUGAAGCUGCUCCAGCAGCCGCUGCUGGAGAAAGGCCUGGGACAGGGGGUGCGGUGGGGUUUGCUGGGGAUGACAGACGAGAUGCUGGGGUAGGUACGAUCUCUUUUCACUGAGAGCCCAGUUUGGGCAGUCGCUGCUAGGGAGGAACAUCUUGGUUUCCAGGGAGGCUUUGAGCUGUCUUCUUGGAGGUGGUUUCUUCCUCUUUGAGGCUUCCCUACUGUCAUCUCUCCAGAGACAGGUUCCUCUGGAGGCAGCUGGAUGUCCUUGCAACACCUAAAAUGCUCCUGAUCCUUUCCAAGGGAAGCAGAGUCUGGGGUUUCAACUCCUUUCUAGUCUUCCAGUCGAGCUGAAGCCUGACCAAGGAAGACCCAACUUCCCAACCUGCCCAUGUUGGCAGCAUUAAGCACCUGCACUUUAGGGGUCUGUUCCGCCUGGUUUCUCUUCCUCACUUUGCCCUGCUUCUCCUGAGCAGGUUCCUGUAUCCCCAGAGCAUCUCUGAGCAAGCACAGAUAAACCACCACCCUUUCUUUUAGUAGCCAUGGUGAACAGCUUCUGUCUCUGUCUUCCUUCACAUUUCCUGAUUUCUCCUAAACUUGCAGGAAAACUAAAAAAGUAAAAUAAAUCACCAACUGCCACCAUCCUUCUUUGACUCACAGAGCCAGGGACGCUGCCCUUACAUCUGUACUUUUAAGCUGUUGGCACAGUCCCUCACACAUACUAACUGGCAUCGCCCCAACAAUCCCACCAUGGUUCUGGGGAUGACAAGGUCCAGGGCACGUUCCCAAUAAGCAAUAUGGACCAGGCCACCUAGUUGGGAUGUUGGGACGGACCUCCUGUCCCCAUCAGGCUGUGCCACGUUUUGUUUCCUGGUACAGACACAGCCCAACCCACCUUGUUGCCUGGCCAUCAGGGACAAACCAAACUCAGAAGUCCUCCAAACUGAUCAUCUCUUCCACCUCUUGCGGACCACAGGGGAUAUCUGAGUACAAGCACUUGAUGCGGUGGUCUCAGGCUCCCAGCUCUGCCGGUGGGCUUGGGGAUCGCCUGUUUUCCCUUUCUGGCUGCCAAGGUCCGGGUCCAGCUGCAACAUCAUCAUUUCUCAGGUCUUGCUGGUGUGGCUGCUCUGGAAGAAGAAGAGGCCACUCCUGGGCCUCUGCACUUUGAUGGAGGAGCAGGUGUUCCUCUCCUUACCCCAACCAGGCACAGCUGGGAGAGCUGCCUUUCCCCCCUGAGUAAAUGCCCCCCCUGCCAGGCACCAAACCCCCAUCUGACCCCAACCCUGCCUCCCCUCCCUUUGCCCUCCAUGAGUUGAUGGAGCCCCAGAGGUUGGAGCGGGCAGCAGCAGCCAUCUGCCCCCACUUUGAGCUCACGGUCUGCUCUGCAGCCCAUGGCAGGACCGCUGGGGAGGACCAGCGAGCAGCAGGGCUGUGUUUGAGAGGACAGCCACAUAGCCCCAUGGACCAAGGAAUGUGUGUCAGCAGACGAUCCCAUAACCGUCUCCUCUGAUCAUCCCAGGAGCCGAGCUAACCCUUCUUCCCCACCGCAGGUCACAUCUCGUGGUGUACACUGCUCUCUUGGUGCAACCACCAUGCUCCUGAUAGCAGGAUAGAGACCUUGCCAUUACCCAUUUCCGAAGGUACAGAUUCCAGCUCAUCCAUACCAGACAGGGAAACCCAGAUGCGAACAGGCUGUGGCAACAUCAGAGGUGGGGCUGGUGGCCCCUCUGCCAUCUGUCCCCCAAAGGCCACCCACCAGCUCCCUGCCCCUUGGCUGAAUGUCCUUCCCACCCACGGGUCGACAGGGAGUGGGAGAGGGGGCGGUGGAGGGAGCUAUAUUGAGCGGCCCCUUUCUUCUUUGGGUUGUUAUCCCUUUUUUCUAACUGUUGCACAAUUUUAGGGCUUUUGUAACAUUUUUUUGGACAAGCAGGGAAAAUACGUUAACAGUGGUUUAAGAGAAAAAUGAGAUAUCUCUCUCUUAUAUAUUAUAUAUAUAUAUAAAAAAAUAUAUAUACAUACAGGAAAUCUCUAUGGAAAUAUUUAUUUAAGAUGGUUACAAAAAAAUAUAUUAUAAUUCAGAGUAUACCAAGCUUUGUCAAGCAACAAAAAAAAUCAGGCCCCGGGGAGGGGUAGCUGCCUGUCCCCUCGUGUCUGUCAGUCCGUACGGUUGCAGCUGAAGCCUUUCUCUUAUCUUUUUGUAAGUGCACUCGAACUGUCGAGCAGUGUGACCGUGUUGGAUUCAGCGGGAGCUUGAUGCGGGCUGG